Messenger RNA from Solanum verrucosum, 1875 nucleotides. RefSeq lists its product as uncharacterized. Lineage: Eukaryota; Viridiplantae; Streptophyta; Magnoliopsida; Solanales; Solanaceae. The coding region runs from base 1 to 1875 and encodes 624 amino acids. The record is from RefSeq and is a predicted model, not a curated record. The transcript has 3 exons.
AUGUUUCCCCAUGUCCAUUUGCCUGUUGGUUUUAAAACUCCAAAGUUUGAGAAAUACGAUGGUCACGGAGACCCCAUAGCUCAUUUGAAGAGAUAUUGCAAUCAACUGAGGGGUGCAGAGGGCAAAGAAGAGUUGCUUAUGGCCUAUUUUGGGGAAAGCCUAGUGGGAAUUGCAUCCGAAUGGUUCAUAGACCAGGAUAUUGCCAACUGGCAUACAUGGGAUGAUUUGGCUCGAUGUUUUGUGCAACAAUUCCAAUACAAUAUUGACAUUGUGCCAGACCGCUCCUCAUUAGCUAACACAAGGAAAAAGACCACGGAAAAUUUUCGCGAAUAUGCCGUUAGAUGGAGGGAGCAAGCUGCUAGGAUUAAACCAUCAAUGAAGGAAUCGGAGAUGAUUGACAUUUUUCUUCAAGCGCAAGAACCUGAUUACUUUCACUACUUGCUUUCUGCCGUCGGGAAGACAUUCGCUGAAGUUAUUAAGGUUGGGGAAAUGGUGGAAAAUGGCAUCAAGUCUGGAAAGAUUGUAAGCCAAGCUGCCUUAAAAGCCACAACACAAGCGCUUCAAAAUGGUUCUGGAAAUAUUGGAGGGAAGAAGAGAAGGGAAGAUGUAGCUACGGUUGUAUCAGCACCUCGGACCUAUGUCCAAGAUAAUCCCCCGCAACACUAUUUUCCUCCCCAAGCUCCACCAUAUCCCAUCCCAUACUCUCCAUAUCCCGUUUUCAGCGCACAACCAAUUGUCCCCCUUCUUAUCCGCAAUGGGCACAACAUAGAGAGGUGUUGGUACUUGAAAAAGGCGAUUCAAGAUUUGAUCGAUACUCAUCGAAUUAUCGUUGAAAACCCAAAUGGACCAAACAUCAACCAAAAUCCACUACCCAGGCAUACUGAAACAAACAUGUUAGAAAUGAUGAACGGUUGCGAAGAAGUUGCAGUCCCAUACAAGCCAAUCCUUAAAGUUGGAACUGGCAUGGAAAAUUCGACGAAAGUUGUUGACUUGACAAAAACGGUGCCUUCAGGGGCAGAAAAAACGUCGAAAAAGUUAAGCCCAUCAAACACACCCAUCCUAACUGUGAAGGGAGCACUUGAAAAUGUUUGGGCAAGUCAGAGAGAGGCAAGAUUGGUUGUUCCAAGAGGGCUGGACAAUCCUAUCUUGAUCGUGCAAGGAGCCUAUACUCCACCUGUGAUCAUUAGGCCAGUGUCCCAGCUUCCAAUGACUAACCCCAAGGCUGUCCCUUGGAAUUAUGAGUCUACCGUCGUGACAUACAAGGGGAAAGAAAUUAAUGAAGAAGUAGAUGAAAUAGGAGGAAUGACUCGUUCGGGAAGAUGUUAUGCCCCGAUUGAAUUAAGGAAAAAUAAAAAUGACCAAAUGCAAGUUAAAAGUCCAGUCACUGAAGGGGAAGCAGAGGAGUUCUUAAGAAAGAUGAAAUUGUCAGACUACUCCAUUGUGGAACAGUUAAGGAAAACUCCAGCCCAAAUCUCUUUGUUGUCAUUGUUAAUACAUUCAGAUGAACAUCGUAAAGCUGUAAUGAAGAUUCUGAAUGAAGCACAUGUUCCAAUGAAGUUACAGGCUUUUGAUGGGACCAAAACAGAUGCUAUUGGGGAGAUAGAGCUCAUACUAAAAAUAGGGCCUGUCGAUUUCACCGUGAAUUUUCAAGUGCUGAAUAUCAAUGCAUCCUACAAUCUAUUGUUGGGAAGACCAUGGGUGCAUAGAGCUGGGGCAGUCCCAUCUACGUUGCAUCAAAUGAUUAAGUUUGAAUACGACCGACAAGAAGUGAUUGUUCAUGGUGAGGGGGAUCUGUCAGUCUACAAAGACUCUUCCCUCCCUUUUAUCAAGGCAAAUAAUGAUAAUGGGCAUUGGUUUAUCAAGCUUUUGAGGUAG